Molecule: messenger RNA, 300 nt
Organism: Rangifer tarandus platyrhynchus (Svalbard reindeer)
Lineage: Eukaryota; Metazoa; Chordata; Mammalia; Artiodactyla; Cervidae
Source: the annotation of a GenBank genome assembly
AUGUCCUCUCAGCAGAGCGCCAAAGGCUCUCCCAAGGGCUCUUCGCAGGGCCCCACCCCUUGUCCCGCCCCGGCGCCCGACACCUCCUCCAGCAGCUCUGGCUGCUGCGGGAACGGCUGCUGCGGCUCCAGGGGCGACUCCGGCUGCUGCGGAGACUGUGGCUGCGGCGGCUCCAGCUCCGUCGGUUGCUGCUGCUUCCCCAGGAGGCGCCGGCGGCAGGGUAGACGCGGCUGCGGCUGCUGCGGAGGCAGCAACCAGAGCUCCGGAUACUACGGCUCCUCCGGCUGCUGCGGGUGCUGA